This is a messenger RNA of Etheostoma spectabile (orangethroat darter), 788 nucleotides long. Its product is annotated as golgin subfamily A member 6-like protein 7. Lineage: Eukaryota; Metazoa; Chordata; Actinopteri; Perciformes; Percidae. The record is from RefSeq and is a predicted model, not a curated record. Bases 81 to 788 code for a protein of 235 amino acids. The transcript is spliced from 5 exons.
AACUUGCCCCUCUGACCAAGAUGGCGUCUCUCAGAAAGCAGUGUUAGCAGAGGGUCUUUGUUGUGUUAGAAAGAGGUAAAAUGUGUAAAGUCCAGAUGCUGAGAGCGUUGGUGGAGCAGCGACUAACUGCGGCUGCUGAAGAGAUAUUUGGGCUGUUUGAAAGAACGAUAGCAGAGUACGAGGAGGAACUUUGUCGUUCAAAAGAGGAGAACGAGCGACAACGGGAACUACUGGACGCUGUUUUCAACCCUCAGCUCCGGGUCCACAGAGCAGAUGUUCAGCAGCUGUGGGUGGUUAAAGAAGUGGUUCCCCCCGAGCAGCAGGAGUGUAGCUCCAGUGUGGACCAGCAGGAGUAUAGCUACAAUGUGGACCAGCAGGAGCCAGAGGCCCCCCCACACAUUAAAGAGGAACAGGAGGAACUGUGGAGCAGUCAGGAGGAAGAGCAGCUUCUAGGGCUGGAGGAGUCUGAUAUCACCAAGUUCCCAUUCACUCCUGUCCCUGUGAAGAGUGAAGAUGAUGUAGAGGAAGAUGUUCAGCGGCUGUUGGUGGUUAAAGAAGAGGUUCCCCCAAUGCAGCAGGAGUGUAGCUCCAGUGUGGACCAGGAGGAGCCAGAGUCCCCCCCACACAUUAAAGAGGAGCAGGUGGAACUGUGGAGCAGUCAGCGGGGAGAGCAGCUUCAAGGGCUGGAGGACGCUGAUAUCACCAAGUUCCCAUUCACUCCUGUCCCUGUGAAGAGUGAAGAUGAUGAAGAGGAAGCUCAGUCCUAUAUUUACAGUCACACAUGGUAG